AGGAGCACAUUGUCCGUCUACGUGAGGAACUGGACCGGGAACGGGAGGAAAGGAAUUAUUUCCAACUGGAGAGGGAUAAAAUCCACACCUUCUGGGAAAUCACCAAGAGGCAGUUAGAGGAGAAGAAAUCCGAGAUGAGGAACAAAGACAGAGAAAUGGAGGAUUCUGAAGAGAGGCAUCAAGUAGAAAUCAAGGUUUACAAGCAGAAGGUGAAACACUUGCUUUACGAACACCAGAACAACAUUACAGAGCUCAAGGCUCAGGGUGUUGUUGCUAUGAAGCUUGCACAGAAAGAUCACGGUGUCCAGGAAGAUGAUUUACGUAAGGGUGUGCGCACCCUGAAAGUGGAUUUAAAAGAGCAGGAGCUUUCCAAUGAGAAUCUGGUGAAAAACCUCAAACUGAAACAUGAUGAAGAAAUAACUAAACUGCGGAAUGAUUUUGAAAGACAAGUACGAGAAAUCGAAGCUAAGUAUGAGAAGAAGAUGCGAGUGUUACGAGAUGAGCUGGAUCUGAAGCGCAAAACUGAAAUUCAUGAAAUCGAAGAGCGAAAGAAUGGUCAGAUCAACACACUAAUGAAGAACCACGAAAAGGCGUUCAGUGAUAUCAAAAACUACUAUAAUGACAUCACUCUCAAUAACCUGGCUCUGAUUAACUCUCUGAAGGAGCAAGUAGAGGAGAUGAAGAAGAAAGAGGAGCGGUUAGAAAAGGAGAUGGCAGAGGUCCAGCUCCAGAACAAGCGCCUCAAAGAACCUCUUCAGAAGGCACUGGAGGAGGUGACUGAGCUACAGAAGCAGCUGGCCAAUUACCAGAAGGAUAAAGUCUCCCUGGCGGGUGCUAAAGCUCGAUUGAAGGUGGCAGAUAAAGAAAUGAAAGACCUGAAAUGGGAGCAUGAAGUAUUAGAGCAGAGAUUCAGUAAGGUGCAAAAUGAACGGGACGAGUUGUACCAGAAGUUCAUUAAAGCUAUUCAUGAGGUACAGCAGAAGAGUGGAUUUAAAAACCUCCUGUUGGAGCGGAAGCUGCAUGCUCUUACAGAUACACUGGAGAAGAAAGAAGUUCAGUUGAACGAGGUGCUUUCUGCCUCCAACCUCGACCCCACAGCUCUGACUGUUGUAACACGCAAACUUGAGGAUAUUUUGGACUCUAAGAACAAUGCUAUCAAAGACUUGCAGUAUGAGUUAGCCCGGGUUUGUAAGGCACAUAACGAUUUGCUGCAGACGUACGAGACUAAGCUUCGUGCUUUUGGAAUUCCAGUAGAUGAGCUGGGAUUUAAACCUUUGGAGAGUACAGUAGCUGGACAGACACUUGGUCAGGGACCUGCAGGACUAGUUUCUGCGCCAACAUAAAACAGCCACCCAAAUAAUGAUACCUGCUUUCCAUUAAAAAAAGACACACUAAACCUCUCUUCUGUGAUGUCUGCAUAUUCUUUUAAAAAUGUGAAGAUGAAAACAAUUUGCUUUGUCUAUUUUAAGGGAAACAUGUUGAUUAUAAAUUCAAAUUCUCAUUGUUUUGGGGUAUCAUGUUGUACUAUACUUGUGUCCAGCAAGUUUGUCAUUCUUAAUAUUAAAUUAAAAUUUUAUUUUGCGGUGGCAAAUUUCAGUUUUAAUUUUAUUUUGUGGAAUGCUGCUCCUACAACAGGUAAGACACAUUAAAAUACAUUCUGAUGAUAGAAGACUGGCCUUUUAUAUUGUGUUCUGUUAUUCAGACUGAAGCUUUAAUUCUGU
Polyodon spathula (Mississippi paddlefish) is the source of this 1721-nucleotide messenger RNA. It is a transcript of the gene drc4, whose product is annotated as growth arrest-specific 8. Lineage: Eukaryota; Metazoa; Chordata; Actinopteri; Acipenseriformes; Polyodontidae. Bases 135 to 1343 code for a protein of 402 amino acids. The record is from RefSeq and is a predicted model, not a curated record. Gene Ontology annotation, biological process: flagellated sperm motility. Gene Ontology annotation, molecular function: microtubule binding; small GTPase binding. The transcript has 9 exons. Gene Ontology annotation, cellular component: motile cilium; Golgi apparatus; microtubule.